UACGAUAGGCUGACGAACGGCCACACUGGAAAGUACUUGGCAGAAAAGCUUGUGGAAUGCCUUACCGGCUACGGCAUUGAGAAGAAGGUCCUAGCAGUCACCGUCGACAACGCCGACAACAACACAACGAUGCUGAAAGAAAUGCAUACGCUGGUCAAGGAACUUCGGGGACCCAUGGCUCGAGUCCGUUGUUUU
Messenger RNA from Trametes versicolor FP-101664 SS1, 195 nucleotides. RefSeq lists its product as uncharacterized. The record is from RefSeq and is a predicted model, not a curated record. The transcript has 2 exons. Lineage: Eukaryota; Fungi; Basidiomycota; Agaricomycetes; Polyporales; Polyporaceae. The annotation marks the transcript as partial.